UCUGUUUCUUGAGAAUUUGUUGAACUUGUGAUGAGAGAUCCUUGCACAAGUAAUUAUUUUUGUUGCUGCGUCUUCUAAUACGGUCAUUUCCAAUCAUAAAUCGACCUCAUCGAUUUCAUCUCGGCUUCACUGCAACAGAAUGGGCUUUCAGAAGCAACAGAAUGGGGUGCGGAUAGCAAUUGAUGUAAGACGAGCUUUAUUCUCUGUGCUCGCUGCAACGAUCUGUACUCAAAUGUCUUUCAAGUAUUGAAGAACCAAGUCCUCUGCCUGUCCUUGGUAGAUAAAUACAUCUCCAAAUUCCGCUUAGCUAUGUUGCCCUGCUGACAAUUGCGAUAGCGAGGCGGGACAUUCACUGAUUGCGUAGCCAACCCCGGAUCUGGAAAGAUGGAAGACAACAUUAUCAUUAAACUCCUCUCCGAAGACCCAUCAAACUACGAAGAUGCCCCUCUCGAGGGGAUCAGAAGAAUCCUGUCCAAGUUCUUGAACAAAGACAUUCCCAGAGGCGAGCCCCUCGAUACCACCAAAAUCGAGAGUAUACGCAUGGGAACCACAGUAGCAACAAAUGCAUUACUGGAGAGGAAAGGCGAGAGGAUAGCUUUGGUAGUGACCAAGGGCUUUAAAGACUGUCUGGAAAUUGGUAAUCAAUCAAGACCGAAAAUCUUUGAUCUGGCAAUCCGAAAGCCGGAUGUUCUAUACGAGAAAGUCGUAGAGAUUGAUGAGAGAGUGACGUUAGAAGACUACGCUGAGGACCCAGAACGGAAUGUUACAAAAGUAGAAUCUAAGGAGUCAGAUAUGAAUAUGUCUCUUGUGAAAGGUUUAUCGUCCGAAGCGGUUCGCAUAUUGCAACGGCCGGACGAAAGAAAGAUUCGGGAACAAUUACAGGACGUUUGGGACCAGGGUAUCAAGAGCAUAGCAGUAUGCCUUAUGCAUGGAUAUACCUUUAGCGACCACGAAGCUUUAGUUGGCAAAAUCGCACGAGAUAUGGGCUUUCAGCAUGUUUCUCUCAGCCAUGAGCUCAUGCCAAUGAUCAAGCUGGUCCCGAGAGCAACAUCCGUAUGUGCAGAUGCAUAUCUGACGCCCAUCAUCAAGAAGUAUAUCGCAGGAUUCCAGAAAGGCUUCGAGGGAGGCUUGGGAAGUGAGAGUGUAAAGACUGAAAGGGGAUCAAGAGGUGCUAGAUGCGAGUUUAUGCAAUCAGACGGUGGCCUUGUCGACGUUGAUAAGUUUUCUGGGCUGAAGGCAAUUCUCUCUGGUCCGGCUGGAGGCGUUGUUGGUUAUGCUCUUACCUCGUACGAUGCGGAGACCAGAACACCAGUCAUUGGCUUCGAUAUGGGUGGAACCUCCACCGAUGUGUCAAGGUAUGGUUCUGGAAGAUAUGAGCAUGUUUUUGAAACCACUACCGCAGGUGUCACCAUUCAAUCUCCACAGUUGGAUAUAAAUACUGUUGCAGCAGGGGGUGGCUCGAGAUUAUUCUUCAGAAACGGUCUCUUCGUUGUUGGGCCAGAAAGUGCAGGUGCCCACCCAGGACCAGGCUGCUACCGUAAAGGCGGCCCAGCAACUGUGACAGACGCAAACCUAUUCCUUGGGAGAUUGCUGCCUGACGUCUUCCCAAAGAUCUUCGGCAAAAACGAAGACGAAGGUCUUGAUGUGUCAGCAAGUGAGAAGUUGUUGACAGAGCUUACAGAGCAGAUCAACAGGGAGACAGGCAAGACCAUGAGUGUUGACGAGGUUGCAUUCGGUUUUUUGACCGUGGCUAACGAGACCAUGACAAGACCCAUUCGGUCACUAACCGAAGCGAAAGGUCAUGAUACUUCAAAGCAUCGCUUAGCUACUUUUGGUGGUGCUGGUGGACAGCAUGCGGUUGCUAUUGCUGAGAGUCUGGGCAUUCGUCAAACCUUGGUGCAUCGCUACUCUUCUGUUCUUUCCGCUUAUGGCAUGUCACUCGCAGAUGUCGUUGAGGAACGUCAAGAGCCAGAGUCGAAGGUCUGGGCAGAUAUGGGAGAUGCGAAAGGUGCAUUGAUGAAGAAAAUCGAGGAAUUGAAAGAGAAAUCAAAAGCAGCCUUGAAGGAGCAGGGAUUUGAAGAAGAUUCUAUCAUUUUCGAAAAGUAUCUCAACAUGCGAUAUCGAGGUACGGAAUCUGCUUUGAUGGUCGUCAAGCCGUCAAAACAAGAAGCUCAGAAGGAGUUUGGCGGAGACGAAAAUGCCUUUUCUCAGGCAUUUGUCAAACAGCACCAGCAAGAAUUCGGAUUCACAUUUGACCGAGACAUAAUAGUUGAUGAUGUGCGAGUGCGAGGUAUUGGAAAGAGCUUUGAGCACUUGGGUAAGACUGUGGACCAGCAGCUGAAGGAGGUCAAGCCCAACGACGUCAAGUCAGGCACAAAAGAGUACAAGCGAUCAAAAGUCUACUUCGAGGGGGGGAGAAAGGAUAGCCCAAUUUAUAAACUCGAAGAUCUUGAUGUUGGUGAUAAGAUACAAGGACCAGCUAUUCUAUGCGAUGGUACCCAGACAAUCGUGGUGCCUCCAAAUACUUCGGCGCUGAUCAUUGAGACACAUGUGGUAAUCAAUAUUGGCGAAAAGGGGCUCAGCAACAAAGAAGUUUCUAAUCCCGAGAUGAGAAGAGACACCGAUCCCAUCAUGUUGAGUAUCUUCGCUCAUCGCUUUAUGUCCAUCGCCGAGCAGAUGGGUCGGGCUCUCCAGAAAACCAGUGUAAGUACAAACGUCAAGGAACGCCUUGACUACUCAUGUGCCCUCUUUGAUUCGACGGGCGGCUUGGUUGCCAAUGCACCACAUCUGCCUGUCCAUCUGGGAAGUAUGUCGACAUGCGUAAAACGGCAAGCCGAGAUAUGGAGAGGGAAAUUGGUUAAGGGAGAUGUGCUCGUAUCCAAUCAUCCAGAAUUUGGCGGAACACAUCUUCCGGAUAUCACGGUCAUCACGCCAGCUUUCGACCAGGCCGGGAAGAACAUUCUUUUCUAUUGCGCAUCCCGGGCCCAUCAUGCGGACAUCGGAGGAAUUUUACCAGGAAGCAUGCCGCCACAUUCUCGAGAAUUGUACCAAGAGGGCGCAGCUAUCAAGUCCGAGAAGCUUGUCAGUGCUGGGAAGUUUAAUGAGGAGCGAAUAACCGAGCUGCUCCUGAAGGAGCCUGCAAAACACAAGGGCUGCAGUGGUACACGAUGCUUGUCUGAUAAUAUCUCCGACUUGAAAGCACAAAUCUCCUCAAAUAUGAAGGGAAUCAACUUGAUAUCAUCCCUGAUUGAGGAGUACGGCGAGGACGUUGUCAACUCUUAUAUGGUUGCCAUCCAGGAGAACGCGGAGCUCAGCGUCCGGAAUCUUCUGAAAGAUGUUAGCAAGCGAUUUGAAGGGCAGGAUCUGACUGCUGUGGAUUACAUGGACGAUGGUAGCCCGAUCAAGCUUAAGAUCACGAUUGAUGCUGAAAAAGGGGAGGCAGACUUCGACUUUACUGGAACUGGGCCUGAGGUUUAUGGAAAUACAAAUGCCCCACAAGCUGUCACAUAUAGCGCGAUUAUCUAUUGUCUCCGCAGCCUCAUAUCCGAGGACAUCCCACUGAAUCAAGGAUGUUUGAAGCCCAUCAACGUCUUAAUCCCACCCAAAUCGUUCCUCUCGCCGUCGGACAAAGCCGCGGUUGUCGGAGGUAACGUCUUGACUUCACAGCGAGUUACAGAUGUGAUUCUCAAAGCUUUCCAAGCCUGUGCUGCCUCCCAAGGAGACUGUAACAACUUGACUUUUGGCUUUGGUGGUAACAUUGAAGGACAGGAAGAUGUCAAAGGUUUCGGAUACUAUGAGACAAUCGCUGGAGGAAGUGGAGCCGGCAAGGACUGGGAAGGUACUUCAGGUGUUCACACACAUAUGACGAACACGAGAAUCACAGACGCAGAGGUAUUCGAAAGACGGUAUCCAGUACUUCUGCGAGAAUUCUCUCUGAGAUCUGGCUCUGGAGGAGCUGGCAAGCACCGUGGUGGAGAUGGCGUCAUCCGAGAUAUCGAGUUCAGAAUACCAGUCCAGGUAUCAAUAUUAAGCGAAAGGAGAGUAUACCAUCCCUACGGACUCGCUGGAGGUGAAGACGGAGAAUGUGGUCUCAAUAUAUGGGUCCGAAAGGUUGAGACGAGUAAUCCUGCGAGGUCCGAUAAGACGUUGAACGGAUCUGGAGACGAUGUCGAUGAUGCGGUGUAUGAAGAGCGGUGGAUCAAUAUGGGUGGCAAGAAUACAGCAGCUAUGAAGGCUGGAGAGAGAAUCAUCAUCAAUACUCCUGGAGGCGGUGGAUGGGGAAAUGUCGGUGAUAUCAAGGAGGAGAAGCAGGCGCAAGAUCCUAAGCAUGCGUGGAGAGGUGGCAGUCAUGCAAGUAGAGAGGAAAUGGCAUUGCAAGCAUAAUAAAAAAAUGAAGUAUCCCAAUCCAGUGCCAAUUUCCAUCCGUUGCCUCUUAUGAGUUGUUGGGACAUUCCGAAUUCGCUUCUUUGAAAAGUCUGUACUGUAAUCAGCUGGCACCAGUUCACAUGCGAGCUUCGUGCGGGCUGGUGGUAGAUCUGGCACUGCUUGGGGCAUUCUCAAAUAGUCCUAAAAGAAGUAGGUGCAUGUCAGAGUCAAUGGAAAAGGGAUAUCAGACUUCGCUGUGGUGCUCAGUCUUUGGUAGUUGAGGGUUUUCUGGUAGAAGAAAUACACCGCCACUUCGAGAUAUACACCGACAUCGCUAUUCAUGACUCUUCACCAACUUGUGGCAGGCCACAUAUGAGUCUACAUAACAAAUGCUCAGAAGUUGAUUCAAAGAAAGAAGAAGAAGCUUUCAGUCCAAUCAACGCUGUUCCGCCGUUAUAUUCCCUUUACAACAUUAGGUCAAGACUUGCUGCGACUUAUGCAGGUAAAACCAGACAGACCACAAGGCACAAAUCAGCAAACCUGGCGAGAGCAACAAUGAAUACCGGUUGCCUAAUUCCUCAUAAUAGAGAAGAAAAGAGCAAAUACUGUGCACAUCUCCACAUUGAGGAUCUAAUGAAAGGAUACAUAAAGGAUGAACAGAU
Molecule: messenger RNA, 5027 nt
Organism: Cadophora gregata
Lineage: Eukaryota; Fungi; Ascomycota; Leotiomycetes; Helotiales; Ploettnerulaceae
Exons: 8
Coding region: 385-4383 (1332 amino acids)
Biological process (GO): glutathione metabolic process
Cellular component (GO): cytosol
Molecular function (GO): 5-oxoprolinase (ATP-hydrolyzing) activity
Source: RefSeq, a predicted model, not a curated record